AUGGCCCUGCCGGCUCCCCCCAUGGCUUGCAGCUUUCACUUCCAGCUGGUCCAUAAUUACCGCGUGCUGGCCACGGACAGGGAGCCGGUGGAGACGCUGCAUUUGGAAUCCUCAUCCCCAGCCGGGCGCUGCCCAUCGCCUUCCAGCCUCGAGCAGGUCCCAACAGGAGAGCUUCUUCCCAGUCACGACUCCUCGGCCCAGGCAGGACAGAGAGAGCAGCAGGAGAGCACGGAUAGAGCACUCUGUGCCCGGGAGUUCAGAUGGAAUGAGUUGACUGGAUUUGAGAGGAAGUGGCACUCCUCACUAAAGAGAGCGUGUGAAGUGGCAGCAGAGCCAGCAGAGAAAUCACAGCCCCAGAGGGAUGCGCUAAAGGAAGAGGUUCCUCUGGCAGUGCCAAAGGUUUACCUCUCACAGCAACCAGCACCCAGGGUUCUGGAGAAGCUGCUGCAGGAGCUCUCUCGCCAGGGGCACAAACUGUCCCAGGUGUGCCGAGACAAGGCAGUGCUGGCACAAGAGAACGCUGCCCUGGAAGCUCGACUGGCAGCCACAGAGCGUGACCUACGAGGCCUUUCCGAGCAGCUGGUAGAGGCCAGGUCACAGAAGGAGAGCCUGCAAUGCAGCCUGCUGGAGGCUCAGCAGCACAUCUUGGAGUUGAAGAUUGAAAGGAACUGUCUGGAAGGCCAACUUCACUCAGCCACGCAGGUCAAGGAGUUGAUCAUUGAGGAUGUGAAGGGCCUUCAGCGUGAGCUGCAAGCUGUAAAAUCAUCCAGCAAGCAGCAACGCAAAGAAAUGGCUGAACAGCUCCAAAGGAUGGAAAAGCAGUGUACCAAGGCUCUCAGACUGUGGCACUGUGCUCAGGGAGAGGAAAAGAACAAACUGGAAAUACUGGAGAGCCAGCUCGAACAACAGCGUUUGGAGGCACAGGAGCUGCUGGAGCAACGCGAGAAGUCCCUGGCAGAGCUGCAGAGCCAGAAUGUUGAGCUUUUAUGCAAGCUGCGUCGGCUGCAGCAAAAGCUCAAGCAAAGCCAGCAGUUUGUAGAGCUCCUGACGCAGGAGCUGAAAGAGGAGCAAGAGAAUGGGCAGAAUAUCAGGAACAAGCUGCUGGCAGCUCAGAGAAAGAUGAAGGCAAUGGAGAAGAGGCACCAAAAAGAAAUAGAAAGAAUGCAAGAGAUGCAGUUGCGGCACAGGCUGGCUGAAGAAAAGCAGAUGGAUGCGGGCCAUGCCAUUGAAGCUCCCCCAGCAGCAGCAUCCUCCAAAGAAGCCUCCUCUCCUCAACCUGAAAACUCGAGCACCAGCAGCUCUCCCAGCUCAAGCCAGGAAUCAGAGCAGCGGCACCAGGAGGGAAAGAAGCAGUGCCUGCAACUGCUGAGGCGUGUUGUCAGUGUGGGAAAUCCAGAAAAGAAAUACACUGGAUGUGAAAUUAUUGGCAGUGGGAGUUUUGGAACAGUUUAUAAGGCUUUUGAUGCUGCCACAGGACGAGCGGUGGCCAUAAAACAAAUUGAUCUUCAGCACCAGGGCUGCGAGUAUGUAUUGAGAGAACUCCUGGUCAUGAGGGCAAAGAAGAACCCCAAUAUUAUUACCUACCUGGAAAGCUACCUUGUAAAUGGGGAUGUCUGGCUGGUGCUGGAGUACAUGGAUGGAGGCUCUUUAGCUGAGGUGGUCAGCUGGAAAAGGAUGGCUGCAGGACACAUAGCAACUGUGUGUCGGGAGUGCCUGCAAGGCCUGGCUUUCCUUCAUGCCAAUAAGGUGAUCCACAGAGACAUCAAAAGCGACAACAUCCUUCUGGGUCGGGAUGGCUCCGUCAAGUUGGCUGAUUUUGGCCUCUGUGCUGUGCUCACCCCUGAGCGGAGUCAACGCAAGUCAACGAUCGGGACCACGUGCUGGAUGGCACCCGAAGUUGUCCGAGGAGAGCCAUACGGUCCCAAAGUGGACACCUGGUCCCUUGGCAUUGUAGGAAUAGAAAUGGCCAAAGGAAGGCCUCCUUAUGUUUGGAAAACCAGGGAACGGGCUAAAUAUCUGAUAGCCAAACGAGGGGCACCAGAUCUGCACAAGCUCAGGCUCCCCUCCGGCUUGUGUGAAUUUCUGGGCUGCUGCCUGCAGAUGGAUGUGGACAGGCGAGGCUCUGCCCAGGAACUGCUGCAGCAUCCAUUUCUCAAAUUAGUGGAGCCUCUGUCCAGCCUCUUCUGAAGCCAGAUUGCUGUUAUCUGUGCAGCAAAGUAAUGCAGG
This is a messenger RNA of Catharus ustulatus (Swainson's thrush), 2226 nucleotides long. RefSeq names its product serine/threonine-protein kinase PAK 1-like. NCBI's taxonomy places the organism in Eukaryota, Metazoa, Chordata, Aves, Passeriformes, Turdidae. The transcript has 19 exons. The record is from RefSeq and is a predicted model, not a curated record. The coding region runs from base 1 to 2187 and encodes 728 amino acids. Gene Ontology annotation, biological process: regulation of axonogenesis; regulation of actin cytoskeleton organization; regulation of MAPK cascade. Gene Ontology annotation, molecular function: protein serine/threonine kinase activity; ATP binding. Gene Ontology annotation, cellular component: cytoplasm.